Molecule: messenger RNA, 6119 nt
Organism: Cygnus atratus (black swan)
Lineage: Eukaryota; Metazoa; Chordata; Aves; Anseriformes; Anatidae
Gene: THOC2
Product: THO complex subunit 2
Exons: 39
Coding region: 6-4919 (1637 amino acids)
Biological process (GO): mRNA processing; mRNA export from nucleus
Cellular component (GO): THO complex part of transcription export complex
Molecular function (GO): mRNA binding
Source: RefSeq, a predicted model, not a curated record
GCGUCAUGGCCGCGAACGCGCCGACUCCUCGGGCACGGCUCGCGCGGCUCCCGUCGUGCCCUGCGGUCCGCCGCGUCCCCUCUGACCCGGGGGCGCCGCACCCCCAUCCGGGCUCUCGGCGCCACACGGGGAAGAUGGCGGGCGCGAUCCCCGCCGAGUGGAUAAAGAACUGGGAGAAAGGGGGCAAGAACGAGUUUUUGCAACUGUGUCGCACUCUCAGUGAAAACAAAAGCCAUGAUAAUGUCGGUUUCAGAGAUAUCCAACAGGUUUUGUAUGAGCUUGCAUGUCAUGUUGUCAGAGGAAACCUGAAGCAUGAUCAAGCCUCUAAUGUUCUUGGUGAUGUUAUAGAAUUUCGGGAAGACAUGCCUUCUAUCUUAGCUGAUGUAUUCUGCAUAUUAGAUAUUGAAACAAGUUGUUUAGAAGAAAAAAGUAAGAGGGAUAAUUUUACUCAACUGGUAUUAGCCUGUUUGUAUCUUGUAUCUGACACUGUCCUAAAGGAGCGUUUAGAUCCAGAAACACUGGAAUCACUAGGACUUAUCAAGCAGUCUCAACAGUUCAAUCAGAAAUCUGUUAAAAUAAAGACAAAGCUAUUUUAUAAACAACAGAAAUUUAAUUUGUUAAGAGAGGAGAAUGAAGGUUACGCCAAGCUGAUUGCAGAGCUGGGGCAGGACUUAUCUGGAAAUAUCACUAGUGAUUUAAUCCUUGAAAAUAUCAAAUCUUUAAUAGGAUGUUUUAACCUUGAUCCUAACAGAGUUUUGGAUAUUAUCCUAGAAGUCUAUGAGUGCAGGCCUGAGUAUGAUGAUUUCUUUGUACCACUGAUAGAGUCAUACAUGUACAUGUGUGAACCACAAACUUUAUGCCAUAUCCUUGGGUUCAAAUUCAAAUUUUAUCAGGAUCCAAGUGGUGAGACGCCUCCUUCCUUAUACAGAGUUGCUGCUGUCCUGUUGCAACAUAAUCUGAUAGAUUUGGAAGAUCUUUAUGUCCAUCUUCUUCCAGGGGAUAAUGCCAUCAUUGAAGAACACAAGCGAGAGAUAGUGGAAGCUAAGCAAAUUGUCAGAAAACUUACAAUGGUUGUCUUAUCCUCUGAAAAGACUGAGGAAAAGGAGAAGGAAAAAGAAAAAGAGGAGGAGAAAACUGAAAAGCCUCCUGAUAAUCAGAAGCUUGGUUUAUUGGAAGCUUUAUUAAAAAUUGGUGAUUGGCAGCAUGCACAAAGUAUUAUGGAUCAGAUGCCUCCAUUUUAUGCUACUUCACAUAAGCCUAUUGCAAUUGCCCUUUGCCAGCUUGUGCAUGUGACAAUUGAACCUUUGUACCGCAGGGUUGGUGUACCAAAAGGGGCAAAAGGGUCACCAAUUUCUUCUUUGCCAAACAAGAGAGCACCAAAACAAGCAGACAGCUUCGAAGACUUGAGAAAGGAAGUGUUCAACAUGUUGUGCUACCUUGGUCCUCAUCUGUCCCACGAUCCCAUUUUAUUCGCUAAAGUGGUGCGCCUUGGAAAAGCAUUUAUGAAAGAGUUUCAGUCUGAUGGAAGUAAGCAAGAAGAUAAAGAGAAAAUGGAGAUACUGUUUAGCUGUUUGCUGAGUAUUACUGAUCAAGUUUUGCUUCCAUCUCUUUCUUUGAUGGACUGCAAUGCAUGCAUGUCUGAGGAGUUAUGGGGAAUGUUCAAAACUUUUCCAUAUCAGUACCGGUACCGUCUUUAUGGACAAUGGAAAAACGAAACCUACAAUAGUCAUCCACUUCUAGUGAAAGUUAAAGCUCAAACCAUAGACCGAGCCAAAUAUAUUAUGAAGCGUCUAACUAAGGAAAAUGUGAAACCCUCUGGAAGACAAAUUGGAAAGCUCAGCCACAGCAAUCCUACGAUUUUAUUUGAUUAUAUUUUAUCACAAAUACAAAAAUACGAUAACUUAAUAACCCCAGUUGUUGAUUCACUGAAAUACCUCACUUCACUGAAUUACGAUGUCUUGGCAUACUGUAUCAUUGAAGCACUGGCAAAUCCCGAGAAGGAGAGAAUGAAGCAUGAUGACACUACUAUUUCAAGCUGGCUUCAGAGUCUGGCUAGCUUUUGUGGUGCCGUUUUCAGAAAAUACCCAAUUGAACUUGCUGGCCUACUUCAAUACGUAGCCAACCAACUGAAAGCUGGGAAAAGCUUUGAUUUGCUUAUUUUAAAAGAGGUAGUACAAAAAAUGGCAGGGAUAGAAAUUACAGAAGAAAUGACGAUGGAGCAAUUGGAAGCCAUGACUGGUGGAGAACAACUAAAAGCUGAGGGUGGAUACUUUGGCCAAAUCAGGAAUACAAAAAAAUCCUCUCAGAGAUUGAAAGAUGCAUUAUUGGACCAUGACCUUGCCCUUCCACUGUGCCUGCUUAUGGCUCAGCAGAGAAAUGGUGUGAUCUUUCAAGAGGGAGGGGAAAAACAUCUGAAGCUGGUGGGAAAACUGUAUGACCAGUGCCAUGACACCCUGGUACAAUUUGGUGGGUUUCUAGCAUCCAAUCUAAGCACAGAGGAUUACAUUAAGCGAGUGCCUUCAAUUGAUGUUCUCUGUAAUGAAUUUCACACACCUCAUGAUGCUGCGUUUUUCCUCUCGAGACCUAUGUAUGCUCACCAUAUUUCAUCCAAGUAUGAUGAACUAAAAAAAGCUGAAAAGGGAAAUAAACAGCAGCACAAGGUUCACAAAUACAUUACAUCGUGUGAGCUGGUAAUGGCACCUGUUCAUGAUGCUGUGAUCUCUCUGCACCUUCCCAAGGUCUGGGAUGAUAUCAGUCCUCAGUUCUAUGCUACAUUCUGGUCUUUGACAAUGUAUGACCUUGCUGUCCCACAUAGUAGCUAUGACAGAGAAGUCAGUAAACUUAAAGUCCAGAUGAAAGCCAUAGAUGACAAUCAGGAAAUGCCUCCAAAUAAAAAGAAAAAGGAAAAAGAACGUUGCACAGCUCUUCAAGACAAGCUCCUCGAAGAGGAGAAGAAGCAGUUGGAGCAUGUGCAAAGGGUUCUACAGAGACUGAAACUGGAGAAGGAUAACUGGCUUCUGGCAAAGUCUACCAAAAAUGAGACUAUCACAAAAUUUUUGCAGUUAUGUAUAUUUCCUCGCUGCAUUUUUUCGGCAAUCGAUGCAGUUUAUUGUGCUCACUUUGUAGAACUGGUGCAUCAGCAGAAAACACCCAACUUCUCCACUCUUCUCUGCUAUGACAGAGUUUUCUCUGAUAUUAUAUAUACAGUAGCAAGUUGCACUGAAAAUGAAGCUAGUAGAUACGGCAGGUUUUUAUGCUGUAUGCUGGAGACUGUGACUAGAUGGCACAGCGACAGAGUCAUAUAUGAAAAGGAAUGUGGCAACUAUCCAGGCUUCCUAACUAUAUUACGGGCAACUGGAUUUGAUGGUGGAAAUAAAGCUGAUCAAUUGGAUUAUGAGAAUUUUAGACAUGUGGUACACAAAUGGCACUAUAAAUUAACUAAGGCUUCUGUACACUGCCUUGAAACAGGUGAAUAUACACAUAUCAGAAACAUCCUGAUUGUGCUGACCAAAAUCCUCCCAUGGUAUCCAAAAGUGUUGAACCUGGGCCAAGCCUUGGAAAGAAGAGUACAUAAGAUAUGUCAGGAAGAGAAAGAGAAGAGACCCGAUCUAUAUGCGUUGGCUAUGGGCUAUUCUGGGCAGUUGAAAAGUAGGAAGCCUUUCAUGAUACCUGAAAAUGAAUUCCACCACAAAGACCCACCUGCCAGGAAUGCUGUAGCUGCAACAGUACAAAAUGGGCCAGGUGGUGCUGGGAUGCCUACAUCUCUCACAAUAAACACAGCUAAACUGGAGGAAAGCACUGCUGAAGAGACUGAAAAACUAAAGGAGAAGUCUCAGGGUGCUGUGAAAGUUAUUAAUAAAGCUGUCAACACUACACCGAAGAUGACAACAAGCAAUGGAAACAGUGCUUCUAAUAGCAAAAUUAUUAAGGAGAAAGAUGAUAAAGAAAAAAGUGGGAAGGAAAAAGAUAAAGAAAAAAAAGAAAAAAUUCCAGCUGCCACUCCAGAGACGAAGGCACUUGGGAAGGAUGGGAAAGACAAACCUAAGGAAGAACGGGUGAACAAAGAUGAUAAAGCAAGAGAGAUCAAGGAGAAAACACCAAAAUCUGACAAGGAGAAGGAAAAAGCCAAGAAAGAAGAAAAAGCUUCAAAGGAAGAAAAAUCCAAGACAGUUGUUACCACCGUCGAGUCAAAGUCAGCUGCAGAAAAGGAGAGAGAAAAGGAGCCAUCUAGAGAAAAAGAUGUAGCGAAGGAUAUGAAAUCCAAGGAAAUUACUAAAGGAGGAGAAAAGAUUCCAGUAGCUGGGUCCUUGAAGUCUCCUGUUCCCCGAUCAGAAACAUCAGAAUCUGAGAGGGAACAAAAACGCCGAAAAGUUGAUACCCAUUCUUCUCCAUCACAUUCCUCAACAGUAAAGGACAACCUCAACGAACUCAAGGACUCUUCAGCAAAGCACUACAUUAACCACACUACUCCAACACUGUCCAAGAGUAAAGAGAGAGAAGUGGACAAGAAAGAUUUGGACAAAUCAAGGGAAAGAUCCAGAGAGAGAGAGAAGAAAGAGGAAAAGGACAGGAAAGACCGAAAAAGGGAUCAUUCAAACAGUGACCGAGAGGUACCACAGGAUUCAACUAAACGACGCAAAGAGGAAAACGGGACAACUGGUUCUUCAAAACAUAGCAAAAGUGAAAGUCCUUCUGAUUCUCCUCGCUCAAAUGAAAAAGAGAAGGAGAAGAGCAAAUCAAAAUCUUCAGGAAAGGAAAAAGGUGAUUCAAUCAAAGCAGAAAAGAUGGAGAAGAGCUCCUCUGGUAGCAAAAAGGAAUCAAGACAUGAUAAAGAAAAAACAGAAAAGAAAGAAAAACGAGAUAGUGCUGGAGGGAAAGAAGAAAAGAAACAUCAUAAAUCUUCAGACAAGCACAGAUAAUGAAGAAUGCUCUAGUCAAGGUGAGAUUAAAAUGGGAAGAUAUCCAGCUGUGACCAGAAAUGUAUUUUCCAGAGUAUAGAUUGCACAGAAAUUUGUGAAUGAAGAGGACCCAUCUGCAUCUCCUUAAAUUAUUCAGUUCUCUGCUUUAUUUCCCCAUGCUGAAGAUUUAAUUGUUGGGUUGUACAUUACUGUAUUUUAACUUGUUGCUUAGUUUCUUACACAUUUAUUUUCAGUACCUGGCUGAAAGUGUUACCUAUUCCAUAUUUUAGCACAAUGUGCUGCAAACAGUUGCCAUAGUGCAAAUGAGGUUUCAUGUGUACAGAGUUCCACUUUAGGUUGUCUAAAAUACUGCCUGAGUUUAGUAAUUCUUUCGAUCUGAAAUGCAUUCUUUUAGAUGUUUGAAAACCACAAAUAAACAGUUAUUGAACCUUUUUGAAUUUACCUCGUUUAAAUUCAGUUUUUAUUUAUUACUUGGCCUGUUUUUAAUAUCAGUGACUAAAACAAAUGAACCAAGUGGGAGCACUGUUUUCAUGCAAUGCUUAGGGAUUAUUUGUAUAUUGUGUACAACGUUGACUUCUUUAAAAGAAACAAAGAAUGAACCCUAUCCCCUCCAUCUCAACCUGAACCUGUGCUCAAUUGUCCCUUGCCACGCCUUUUGUUUGUCAUGCUGUUUUUAGAUUAAUUGGAAGUGCUCUCUUCAAAACUGAAAUAAAUUAAAUUUCAAUUACAGCUACAGGAGCUUUUUAUCGCUGAACUUUAGUCUGAAAAGUUUCACAAUGACAUUUUUAAAAAAAGAAAAAACAAAAAAUUUUUUUAUCUGCUGAAUUCUACCAGUGUAACCUUUUUUCUAAAUAAACAAUAGUUUUCUCAAUGGGUCGUAAAUCAUUGUGUGUGUGGUCGCUUUAUUGCUUUAUGUACUCUUAUGAAAAUUUGAUAUUGGAGUUGGAAUUGUGGGAGGGUAUUUUCUGCCUUAGCUUGCAAGUCUUCUGUACUUGCUGGCUGAUCAUAUUGAAAGAGUUAAUCAUAUAGUAUGUCAACAAGCCAAACAUAUCUGCCUACUGUAAAAUGACAAAUGUGUUAUACUUCUGCAAUGCUUUCAGGAAGCUCAAGAUUUGCUUUUGUGCCUUCAGUCAAGUUUGUAUCUUUCUCUUGAGAUGUUUGUCUGUGAUCCAAAGCUCAUUAAAAUCUUUGGUGCUCUUG